UUUCACUCUUUUUAAUACAUCACAAAGUCAGUCUUCCACGUGCUCCUGGGGAGUCUCCCCUGUUUCACUACCCUACACUAUACUCUAUACUCCUUAGUUUACUCAAAUCACUACUCUACUACUCUCUAUGUGACUCACCAUUAAACUUGUUUUCUUCAUCUCUCUCUCUCUCUUUCAAGAUGGAAGGAAUGAAAGGAGGAGGAAGGGUAGCUGUGGGCGUGGGCGUGGGCGUGGCCGAGGAUAACGACAUGGCCGACGGAAUGCAAUGCAGCGACCACCCUUUCAGAACCAACCCCGGCGGGAUCUGCGCCUUCUGCCUCCAAGAAAAGCUCGGCAAGCUCGUCUCCUCUUCCUUCCCUCUCCCCAUCCGCGCCCCUUCCUCAUCCUCCUCCUCCCCUUCCUUCAGAUCCGACGCCGCCCCCUCCUCCUCCUCCGCCUCCCUCGCCGCCGCUCCAACCUCCGCACCCUCUCACUACCAACACUACUACGCCCGCCGGACCCGCCUUCCUUUCCUCCUCGCCAAGAAGAACAAGAAGACCAAGCCCUCCUCCGCCUCCGGCCCCGAUAUCAGCCUCAAGCGCAGCAAAUCCACCGCCACUCCCCGAACAAACCACCACCCAAUACCCAUUCAGGAUUUCAGCCCCAGAAAAAGAAACGGCUUUUGGUCCUUCCUCUACCUCUCUUCCAAGUCCUCUAAGAAACUCAACUCCCCCCCACCAUCUGCUUCUGCAAAGCUUAAAGACAAGUGCUGCUCCGGCUCUUCUCUCAAAAACGACAUUGUUCUCCAACAGGACAACGACACCAACACCAACACCAACACCACCACUGCUUCAUCCUUCGACCGUAAGGUUUCUAGAUCCAGAUCUGUUGGCUGCGGCAGCCGAAGCUUCUCUGGUGAUUUCUUCGAGAGAAUCUCUACCGGCUUCGGUGAUUGCACUCUCAGGAGAGUGGAGUCUCAGCGUGAAGGGAAACCGAAGGCCGUGGCGGAUCACCACCACCACCACCACCAUUGCAUGAAGGAGAGAGUGCGGUGUGGAGGCUUGUUUAGUGGCUUCAUGUUGACCUCCUCUUCCUCCUCUUCUUCCUCUUCAUCCUAUUGGGUUUCGUCUUCUGCUGAUGACGCUGUCAAUGGGAAAUCGGCCACGGUGGCUCUGUCUCACAGCAGAGGGAGGAGUUGGGCUUGGGCUUUCGCCAGUCCUAUGAGAGCUUUCAGCGGUAAACCCUCUUCUAAAGAGACCAACAGGAGGGAUAUUGUUAGAGACGCCAAUGAUAAUAAGAAUAAUGCUGCGCCCAACUUAUCUGCUAUACCUUCCUUGCUUGCUGUCAGAGGCUGAGAACAGCAUUUCAGGGCUUUAACCGCUUUAUUAUACACAUUAGUAUCAUGUUCAUUACUGUCUAUUAUUACUAUUUUCUUUAUCUUGUGGAUGGAUGAGUGUUAAUUUAAUUUCCUUCCUUAGUAAUCUAAUACUUUUAAGCACUUUCUUUCGUUUACCAUACUUGCUUGUUAUGAAUAAUUAUGAUGAAUGAUCGUCGGCUAUGGCAGUGUUUUGAGAAGAAAAUCUCGAUGCAUUUAUUCUCUGUCAUCAUGUGGCGUGUUUCAAGUGUGACACUGGUUGUAAAUUUUGUAGCUAGCGUCCUUCUUGUAAUUCACACUGUCAUGUUAUGUGUAAUUUUUAUUUGCCAAAAUCACUGUUCACAUGCAUACACAUGGAUGGGGGUGUUGUGGCCACAACGGGGAAUCACUCUCAGCCAUUUAAUAAGUUGUUAAUGAAUAAUGAUGUGGUAUAUAUAUUU
Molecule: messenger RNA, 1794 nt
Organism: Cajanus cajan (pigeon pea)
Lineage: Eukaryota; Viridiplantae; Streptophyta; Magnoliopsida; Fabales; Fabaceae
Source: RefSeq, a predicted model, not a curated record